Molecule: messenger RNA, 4219 nt
Organism: Zonotrichia leucophrys gambelii
Lineage: Eukaryota; Metazoa; Chordata; Aves; Passeriformes; Passerellidae
Gene: SEPTIN9
Product: septin 9
Exons: 11
Coding region: 564-2285 (573 amino acids)
Biological process (GO): intracellular protein localization; cytoskeleton-dependent cytokinesis
Cellular component (GO): septin complex; cell division site; microtubule cytoskeleton
Molecular function (GO): molecular adaptor activity; GTP binding; GTPase activity
Source: RefSeq, a predicted model, not a curated record
AUAGAGGAAAUAGCAGGAAAAUAAGGCUGGGGAAGUGGGGAGAGAUUUGAGAAGCUGGAUGAGCUGUUGGCUGUGUUGUUGUGAGGAGCCAAGUUCCUUAAGCAUCUCCUGGUGGAUAUUAAGAGGGAGCUGCGGCGGCUGGAGCGUUCCCCCGGACACUCGCACGCUGUAGCUUUAAGACUGUUUUACAGAGGACUCGGGAUUUCCAGUUUUCCUGCGCCUGCUGGAGUAUUCCAGGGAGCUACAGGAUUUUUCGGGUCAUGUACCCCCUUUUCCUUUCUUCUUCCUCCUUUCUCUUUCUCCCUUACUCUUCUGUUUCAUUUCAAAGAGACAAAGCUACUUCAGUCUGGAGCACAAACAUAUGAUCAGCACAUGGAAAUGUGGUAAUUUGGAUGCAUUCAUGAUUGCAACAGAUUGAAGAAAUUAGACCAGACAAAGAGCUUUUUUUGGAAGAGGAGGAGGAGGAGGCAAGGCAAGGAGGGAGGGAGAGUGGGGGAAAGAAGGGGACGCCACCGAAAAAAGGGACGGCCGUGACACGCGGAUGCUAAAUAUAUCCAGUAGUAAUGGAGAGGGACCGGAUUUCAGCUCUGAAAAGAUCCUUUGAGGUCGAGGAGGUAGAUCAGUCUUCAAAUUCCUCCACGCCACAAAGACGGGCCCCCAACACCCUCCUCAGGUCCACCGUGUCCAGCUCCACGCAGAAGUUUCAGGAACUCGGCGCCAGGAACUCGGAGCCCUCCACCCGCCAUGCGGAGCCCACAGUGCAAAGAUCCCCCAAGCCCCCUCUGAGGAGAGUGGAGCUCUCUGGACCCAAACUGCCUGAGCCGGUGUCCAGAAGAACAGAAAUCUCCAUCGACAUCUCCUCCAAGCAGGUGGAGAACUCCACCUCGGGCCUGUCGCGGUUCGGCCUCAAACGAGCCGAUGUGGGCCACAAGCCGCCCGAGGGCCCGGCCAGGAGGACUGAGAUCACCCUGGGCAAGCCCCAGGAGCUGCGGCGGGCGGAGGCGCCGGCCUCCAAGAUCCCCGAGCCGCCCUCCAAGAUCCCCGAGGCGCCGCAGCGCCGCGCCGAGCCGGGCCCCGUGCCGGACACCGCGCCGCGCCGCCCGGACAGCCAGGGCGGAAAGGGCACCGAGAGCCCGGCCGUGAGGGCGGCCGAGGGCUCAGAGCCCGCCAUGCCCACCCUGCCACAGCUGGCAGAGACAAAGGCACACGGGCUGCCCACCGAGAGCCCGCCGAAGAGAGAGGAAGGUGCAGAGGCCGUUCCCAGCCCCGCUCCCGCCAUGACGGACGCUGCGCGCGAUGCCGGCCCCAAGCAGGCGGCGCCGGCGCGGCCGGACAAGCCGGCUGCCGACUUCGGCUACGUGGGCAUCGACGCCAUCCUGGAGCAGCUGAGGAGGAAAGCCAUGAAACAGGGCUUCGAGUUCAACAUCAUGGUCGUGGGUCAGAGUGGCUUGGGGAAAUCCACGUUAAUCAACACUCUCUUCAAAUCCAAGAUCAGCCGGAAAUCUGUACAGCCAACUGCUGAGGAGAGGAUCCCCAAGACCAUUGAAAUCAAAUCCAUCACUCAUGAGAUUGAGGAGAAGGGAGUGCGCAUGAAGCUGACGGUCAUCGACACGCCGGGCUUUGGGGACCACAUCAACAACGAGAACUGCUGGCAGCCCAUCAUGAAGUUCAUCAAUGACCAGUAUGAGAAGUACCUGCAGGAGGAGAUCAACAUCAACAGGAAGAAGCAGAUCCCUGACACGAGGGUGCACUGCUGUAUUUAUUUCAUCCCAGCCACGGGCCACUCGCUGCGGCCGUUGGACAUCGAGUUCAUGAAGCGCCUGAGCAAAGUGGUCAACAUCGUGCCGGUGAUCGCCAAAGCCGACACGCUAACGCUGGAGGAGAGGGACUACUUCAAACAGCGGAUAAUGGCUGAUCUCCUGGCCAAUGGCAUCGAUGUGUACCCCCAGAAGGAGUUUGAUGAGGACUCUGAAGAUCGGCUGGUGAACGAGAAAUUCCGGGAAAUGAUCCCAUUUGCAGUGGUGGGCAGUGACCAGGAGUACCAGGUGAAUGGAAGAAGAAUCCUUGGGAGGAAGACCAAGUGGGGCACUAUUGAAGUGGAGAACACAACACACUGUGAGUUCGCCUACCUGCGGGACCUCCUCAUCAGGACACACAUGCAGAACAUCAAGGAUAUUACCAGCAACAUCCACUUUGAAGCCUACAGGGUGAAGAGGCUGAACGAGGGCCAGAGCUCUCUGUCCAACGGCGUGGCUGACAAGGAGCUGGUGGCCAACGAAAUGUAACCGUCCCUCGCCGCAGCCAGGACCUCGCUCGCUCACGCUCGCUCUUUCUCCCCUCUCCCCCCUUUAUUUUUAUAUAAAUCCUCUGCCACUGUCCCUCUUGCCCUGCUCCCUGACCCCCUGCCAUGUAAACUGACCAAAUAACCAGACGUGGAGCGGGGUGGCCGCUCUCCCCCUGCUUUGUGCCAUGAGUUUUGUGCUCAGCCCCCGGAGCGGCGUCCCUGGCCCGGGGUCCGUCCCUCUGUGCAGGCUGGGAUCUCACUUGCCCCCAGCUGUGGCCCCACAGCCACACCAGGGGAGCAGAUCUGUGGGGCCAGCAGGGCUGGGGUGCCCUGGGAGCCUUUGCAGCCCCUCCUCUCCGUCCAUGGAAGGCGAGGGCUCCUCCAGGUGGAUGGAGCCUUCAGGGCGAGGUACGGUGGGAUGAAGAGAGCAAGCCAGUGCCAUCCUUGUCUCCUACAGCCCUCUGGGAGCCACCAGCCCCCAAACCAGCCCCUGUACCCUGUCUACAUGCAAUAAACUGGGAGUGUUGAGGUGUCACCUCGCCUGUCACCGACCCCUGGCCAGGCAGAGCGCCCUGCUUUGGGAGAAGUGCCUUUUAGACUGUGACCUUGCAAUAGCGUGGGAGAGGGGAGGGAGGCUCUGCCUUGUCUGUCUCUGCAGCCUGCACAAGGCUGUGAACCUCCACAGAGACUCUCAUUCCCUCUCCCUCGGGCCAGAGCUGUGGCUGAUGUCCUGGGAACACUUGUGUAUUUAUUUGUCACUCAGUUGGGUGGGUCUUUGUCCUCUGAAGGCUCUGAGUGUGUUUGUCCUGAGGGGGCUGAGUGUGGAACUUUGUCUCUGCAAAGCAGUGCUGGGAGGCAGAGGGUUGUCCUGUCUGACCCUUGUGAUUCUUGGGCUUUUCCCUACAUCAGAGGAGGCUCUUGGGUAGCUGUAAAUUCCUUUUCAUUUCCUGGGUCCCCUGUGUGUCCAGGGAAGAUGCUCCUGUUGUGCUCGUCCUUGUGCAGGGGGUCUGUGCAUGUGCUGACCGAGCCCUGCAGCUGUGGGGGGAGCUGGGGGGUGUUUGUGGGUGCUGCUCCCCCAGCUCUGCCCCCAGACCCUUCUCUUUCUCUGUAAAUCAGACCCUGCAAGCAUUAGGUAGCACUGUGACACAGGAGCAGGGGUUCCUGGAGCAAAGCUCUGCAGUCCUGCCCCUCUCCCCAGCUCCCCUUUGCCUUUCUGGUGUCCACCAGUCUCCCAAUCCUCUCUAAGGGAAAAAAACUUCCUGCAAAUCACCCAUUUUGGGGACACACACUGAAGUGGCAGCGUGUCCAUGCUCUAGCACUGGAAGGCACCUGCAGAGCCCACGGGGGACAGAGCCUGGCUCAGCACAGGAGGAGGGAGGAGGUUGCUCUCCCCUUGCUGGGGCUCCCCAGCUUUUCAGGGGCUCCCCACACACCCCCCCAGCAGCCAAAGUGGGGUGAAUUGUGAGAAUCCCUUCUCCCCUUCACUCACAUCCCCCCUCCACAGCAGCCCCACGGAGCUGUUGGGGAACAACAACUCUCUACUUGCUGACUUGCUAUAUUUUAGCAAAAAACAACAACAAAUGUAUUAACUGAAAAAAAAUAUAUAUAUUUCAAGUGUUAAAAAAAGACUGAAAGGGGAGAAAAAAACCUCUUGUGUGAGGCACUCCUGUAAAUGCCAUCUUAAACUUUUUUUCCCUCUAGUUGGUAUCUCAAGCUGGGCCAAGCAAGACACGCCGCUUUCUCCUUUGUAUCCUGACUUUUUUUUUUUUUUUGAAGGAAAAAAAAGAAAAUAAUACAAUAAAAAGCCCUUCAUCCAGAUCUAUUAAAAAUGGCCUUUUGGGGGUUAUAAGCAUUAUGAAAAUUUAGUCCAUUUUUGUAUAAAUAAUAGUGUUUAAUAUGUAUUUCCCAAAAUAAAUGUUUCGAAUGCAAAUAGAA